Mesitornis unicolor (brown roatelo) is the source of this 2061-nucleotide messenger RNA. Its product is annotated as ligand of Numb protein X 2-like. The coding region runs from base 1 to 2061 and encodes 686 amino acids. The record is from RefSeq and is a predicted model, not a curated record. The transcript has 9 exons. NCBI's taxonomy places the organism in Eukaryota, Metazoa, Chordata, Aves, Mesitornithiformes, Mesitornithidae. Gene Ontology annotation, molecular function: ubiquitin-protein transferase activity; protein binding; metal ion binding.
AUGGCUGAUCCCACAGCAGAAGACCACGCAUCCCAAGUGAGCGAACUCUGCUGCGAGUGCGGUCAGUUCCACCUCUUGCUGGACAAUCAUCUCUACAACUUCCAGGAUGAAGUGGACGACGAACUCAUCUGUCACAUCUGCCUUCAGCCUCUGCUCCAACCUAUGGACACCCCCUGUGGACACACGUACUGUUUCAAGUGCCUUGAAAACUUCAUGCAGGAGUACAACUUUUGUCCUAUGGAUCGGAAAAAGCUCUCUUUCCAGCAGUGCCACAAGUCCAGCCUUCUGGUACGAAACCUCUUGGACAAGCUGAUUGUCUUCUGUCCUUUCAAGGCAGAGUGUCAGCAGACAAUGCAGCGCUGUGAACUGGAAGCUCAUCUGCAGAACAGGUGUCCUGGUUUCAAGAAAUACAAAUCUGAACUACAGCAGAAAAGGAAUCCUAUUUCCAAAGGGAAGGAAGAUACUCCUACCAAGGUGGAGACAAACAUGCCCAGGGAUCUGGAGGUACCAAGUGGAGGAUCGGCACUUGUGGCAGAAAGCUCUGCAGCUGCUGUGGUAUCGCUCGGGACUGCGGAGCCUGGCCUGGUUAAUCCAGCUUUUGAGGAGACUGAAGAAGACCUUCCUCAGAGAACCAGUCUUGUGGCUGAAACAACCACCAUUGAAAUUCACCGAGAAGACCCGGAGGAGGAGCUGGGGAUGAGGAUAGUUGGGGGCAAAGAUACCCCUCUAGGAAACAUUGUUGUUCAGGAAGUCUUGCGGGAUUCUGUCAUUGCUACAGAUGGAAGAAUAGCACCUGGGGACCAUAUUCUUGAGGUGAAUGGCGUCAACAUCAGCAGCGUGACUCACUGCCAAGCUGUCUCCUUCCUGCGCCACCCAGGUCCUGUUCUCCACCUCAUGGUCCUGCAGGAGAAGGGAUUUUCCAACAAGACUGCACAGCAGGAUUCCACUUCUGCCACAAAUCGGGAAGUGAUCCACGUUACCUUGAUAAAGAGAGACCGAUCCGAACCCUUGGGAAUCAAACUGAUCAGGAAGACGGAUGAGGCAGGGAUUUUUAUUCUAGAUCUGUUAGAGGGAGGUUUAGCAGCCAAAAAUGGAAAGCUGAGUCGGAAUGACAGAGUCCUGUCAAUAAAUGGCCAGGAUUUGAGGCAAGGAACACCUGAGGCUGCUGCACAGAUAAUCCAGACCACUGAAUCAAGAGUGAACUUUGUUGUCUUGAGGCAGCCAGGAAUGCAGCUCUCGGACCCGGUAGAAGAUGGGAGCACAUCUAAUAACAGCAGCAGCAGCAGCAGCAGCAGCAGUAGCAGCAAUGGAGGAAGCCCUGUGCACCAUCGAAGACGACUAGACCAGAACCACUACAGACGAAAAUCUUACUACCAGAAGGAUUUACCUCAGGGAUACAUGUGUCAUGAAAAGACAGUUGCAAUAAAAAAGGAACCAAAGGAAUCUUUAGGAAUAACGAUUGGAGGUGGAAGGGAUAACAAAAACAAGCUCCCUAUAUAUGUAACAAGCGUGCAGCCCAUCGGAUGCCUCUUCAGGGAUGGCAGAAUCAAGCGAGGAGAUGUGCUUUUGAGCAUAAAUGGCAUUGAUUUGACUCAUCUGAACUACUACGAAGCUGUCUCAGCACUGAAAUCUAAUGCGGCUUCCCACUCAGUCGUACUGAAAGCCUUGGAAAUCAUUCCAUUAAACUCAACAGAGCCAUCUCAGGAAAUCAAGGAGCAAGGAUUUGGCUGGUCUCCCCUCUGGAUCACAUGGCUCGGAUUGCCUAGCUACCUUCACUGCUGUCAAGAUAUUGUCCUGAGUAAAGGUAACCUGGAAAGCUGGGGCUUCAGCAUCGUUGGAGGCUUUGAGGAGAGCAAAGGAAAUCAGCCUUUCUUCAUCAAAACCAUAGUGCCUGGGACUCCUGCCUUCCGAGACAGGAAACUGAAGUGUGGAGAUGAAAUAGUGGCAGUGAAUGGAGUGCCAGCGAUAGGAAUGAGCAACUCGGAACUCAUCCCAAUGCUGAAGGAGCAAAGGAACAAAGUGACACUGACUGUGGUGUCCUGGCCAGGAAGCCUUGUCUGA